Messenger RNA from Caenorhabditis sp. 36 PRJEB53466, 1333 nucleotides. Lineage: Eukaryota; Metazoa; Nematoda; Chromadorea; Rhabditida; Rhabditidae. The record is from the annotation of a GenBank genome assembly.
AUGGGACUGUUUCAAGAAGUUUGCGACGCCGCCCAAAAGAAUGGAUUCGUGCUCCCGUCGGCCGGUCAGGUCGUCCGCUCCGCCCAGUGUGCCAGUGGUGCUCCGAGUGCCCAGGCCCCCGUCGAGUUCGGAUCCGCCAGAUUCUACACUCUGUGCGCGCUCGGAGGAUCUCUUUCGUGCGGACUGACCCACUUUGCGAUCACUCCUCUGGACAUUGUCAAGUGCAGAAUCCAGGUGAGCCAGGAGUUCGAUCGAAUCAGCCGACACCACUUGCGUUUUUUGCAGGUGAACAAGGAGAAGUACGGAAACAUGGUGCAAGGAUUCAAAGUGACUGUGGCUGAGGACGGAAUCCGUGGAUUGGCUCGUGGAUGGGCGCCCACCUUCAUCGGAUAUUCGGCUCAGGGACUCGGAAAGUUCGGCUUCUACGAGGUCUUCAAGAACGUCUACAGUUCGGCGCUCGGCGAGGAGAACGCCUACGUCUGGAGAACUGCUGUUUACCUGGCCGCCUCCGCCUCGGCCGAAUUCUUCGCCGACAUCUUCCUCUCUCCGAUGGAGGCCAUCAAAGUGCGCAUGCAGACGUCGCCAACCGCCCCGCCCACUCUCCGCGGAUGCGCUCCGAUGAUCUACCGUACCGAGGGACUCACCGGAUUCUUCAAGGGACUGCCACCUCUCUGGGCCCGUCAGAUCCCGUACACAAUGAUGAAGUUCGCCUGCUUCGAGAAGACUGUCGAGGCGCUCUACCAGUACGUGAUUCCGAAGCCGCGUGCCCAGUGCUCCAAGACCGAACAGCUUGGUGUCACUUUCAUCGCCGGAUACAUUGCUGGAGUGUUCUGCGCCGUCGUCUCUCACCCGCCCGAUGUCCUCGUCUCCAAACUCAACCAAGAUUCGAACGCGAGUGUGGGAAGUCUGGUCAAAAAGCUCGGAGUGAAGGGACUCUCUGCCGGGCUCGGUCCGAGAAUCAUCAUGGUCGGAACUCUGACCGCCCUCCAAUGGUUCAUCUAUGACUCGUUCAAGGUAAGGAUAAUGAUGAGCAGUCACGUGCGAACGUUUCAAGUUUCAGGUCGCCAUGAACCUUCCUCGUCCGCCGCCACCUCAGAUGCCCGAGUCGCUCAAGAAGAAGCUCGGACUUUCUGGAUCUUCGGAAGCCGAGCCUGCUCCCUCGGCGUCCUCGUCUUCUGCUGCUCCAGUGGCUGCAGCUGCUGCCGCCGGAGCUGCCGCUGCCGCCGCUGCCAAGGCAAUCAAGUCUGCCAAAGAGAAGAAGCCGGAGAAGGCACCGAAAGCCGAGAAGAAGCCGGAGAAAAAGGCAGAGAAGAAGGGAAAGGACUCGCACUAA